Messenger RNA from Chenopodium quinoa (quinoa), 3145 nucleotides. RefSeq names its product G-type lectin S-receptor-like serine/threonine-protein kinase SD2-5. The record is from RefSeq and is a predicted model, not a curated record. Lineage: Eukaryota; Viridiplantae; Streptophyta; Magnoliopsida; Caryophyllales; Amaranthaceae. Gene Ontology annotation, biological process: protein phosphorylation. Gene Ontology annotation, molecular function: protein serine/threonine kinase activity; ATP binding. The transcript has a single exon. Bases 496 to 2901 code for a protein of 801 amino acids.
GUUAAAUUCGGGUUUUGACGGGUUAAAACGGGUUUGGGUCAAUUUCGGUUCAGGUCGGGUUCGGUUCAAGUCAAUAUUUUACGGGUUAUAUUCGGGUCAGGUCAUCUCCAGAUCGGUUUAUGUUCGGGUUCGGAUCUCAAAUCUCGGGUAACUCGGGUCUUGGGUUGGUUUUAGGUCGGGUCAUAUCGGGUUCAGGUCAUUAUUUUUCCGGGUUUAAACGGGUCGGUUAAUAAUCGGAUUCAAGUCAGUAUUUCGAGUUGGGUCAACUUUUGACAGCUCUAGACACAACGAAGUAACAACGAUCAACAAGAGAAAUUUCAAAGUCUUUCGAGUCAAUGCAUGAUUGCUAUGACUUGUAAGAGGAGGAUGAAGCUGUAUCUUGAGUAAUUAAUUUCAAAUUGCUUGUACCCGGCUUGUAAUUAAAAAAAAAAAAAAGUCAGAUUGCUUUGGUAGUUUUGCAAGCAAGCAGAAAGACAAAUAUUAAAUUUAAAUUUGAUGAAAUUUCAGGAUAUGGUGAUGAAAGAUGUGGGAUUUAAGUGGGUAUUAGGUACAUUAUUUAAGUUGCUCUUAUGUACUUGUUUAUGCUUAGUUUCUAACAGCAAUAACAUCGUUGCUGAGGACCCAUACUUCUAUGGCCCACCACCAUCAUAUGUAAAUGUUUCUCAUCAAUCAUGGAAGGUCGGUGACAUCACAUCUCUCUUGAACUCUGAGGGCACUUAUCCUUCCUUUGCGUUGGGUUUUGUCUCCUACGGUUCUUCAAACGUACUUGCUAUACUCAUGGAGCCCAAGGAUGAGGUUGUGUGGUGUGCCAAUGGAGGUCAUCCCGUUGGAGACGAUGCAACACUUGAUCUUACAUCAGAACAAGGUUUGGUGUUGAGGGAUGAAGAUGGAAAUAUGUUGUGGUCAACCAAAACCUCGAACCUUUCAGCUAGGUCCAUCCAUUUGCAAGACGAUGGGAAUUUGGUGCUUUUGGACGCAAAAGGUAAUACCAUCUGGGAGUCAUUUGAUUACCCAACCGACACUUUACUGGAUGUUAAGCAGGGUCUUCACGUAGGACAAAGAUUAACAUCCAGCAAUUCAACUUCAAAUUUUUCCGCAGGGAUGUAUUAUGUUAAACGGGAAUAUGAUGGUCUUCAUGCUUAUGUUGAUUUGAAUCCUCCACAAGAAUAUAGAUUCUUGGACUAUAAUACCUACGACGACAUAGUUUCCCAACGUUUAUACUAUGCUAGUAAUUAUAGUUUUGAUCUAAGUUAUAUGCAUCUUACUGAAACUGGACGCCUAAAAUGGAUCAAUAUGAUUCAAAGUUAUCCCGAUGGAAACUAUUCUAUUGAUUUAUUUGAAGAUUAUGAGUUUGGUGUUUGUGCCUACCCAACAACUUGCGGAAACUAUGGGAUUUGCGUAAAUAAUGAAACUAUGUGCGUUUGCCCAAUGGAGACCGAUGAAGGUGGCAUCAAUUAUUUCCAGCCAAGUAACGCGUAUAAUCUCUCUUUAGGAUGUAGUCUUGUUAAUCCUAUAGCUUGUCCCGACACCCACAACCUCCAUCAUUUCUUAGAGCUUCAAGAUGUUGGCUACUUCGAUUCUACUCCAUCGCUCACAGGAACAGAUGUUGAGAGUUGCAAAAGUGCAUGUUUACAUCAGUGUUCAUGCAAAGCUGUCAUCUUUCAUUACCAUAAUGAUACUUCAUUUGGUAAUUGUACACUACCUUCAGUGAUUCUCACUUUGAAGUAUUCUGGAGGAAGAUAUAAUGUCAUUACAUUCAUCAAAGUGCAAAAGCAAAAGAAAACUUCAUCACACAGAAAUUUAGUACUUUCUGUUUCUGCUAGCUUGAUUGUCUUGGUGUUGGUUACUGGAGUAUUCGCUUAUGUCUUUAUGAAAAAGGGAAACAGAGCGAAAGACUUUGAUAGUUCCUAUGACGUUUUUGUUGAUACAGUAACGCGGUUUUCUUUUGAAGCACUAAAAUUGGCAACCCAAGACUUCCAAACAAAGCUUGGUCGAGGAGGAUUUGGAUCUGUUUUUGAAGGUACAUUAGAUGAUGGAACAAAAGUUGCCGUGAAACGCCUGGAUUCAUUAGGCCAAGGGAGGAAGGAAUUUCUGGCAGAGGUCAAUACAAUUGGCAGCGUGCACCACUUCAACUUAGUGAGGUUGCUCGGAUUUUGUGAUGAUGGAUUGAAUAGACUUCUUGUCUAUGAAUACAUGUGUAAUGGGUCACUUGAAAAGUGGAUCUUCAACCAAGACAUAUCACUAGCACUUACCUGGAGUGUUCGCCAAAAGAUUAUCCAUGGUGUGGCCGCGGGACUUGAAUAUCUACAUACACACUGCAAACAAAACGUGAUCCACUUUGAUAUCAAACCUCAGAACAUACUCCUAGACAAAGACUUCAACAUCAAGAUUUCUGAUUUCGGCUUAGCAAAAAUGGUUGACCGAGAUCAAAGCCAAGUUAUGACCAUGGUAAGGGGGACACCAGGAUAUAUGGCUCCAGAGUUGGUUACUGGUCGUGCCAUCUCUGUUAAGGUCGACGUCUACAGCUUUGGAGUUCUUGUCCUAGAAAUUGUGUGUGGCCGUAAGAAUUUUGGUUCAUCGGAAGGUGAUUGUCUCACUAACUUGGUGAAGGUGAAAGCUGAUGCGGAUCAACUCUCUGAUCUAAUUGACGAGCAGGGUGAAGGUAUGCAACAGCACAAGGAAGAAGCUGUGAAGAUAAUGAAGAUUGCAAUAUGGUGCUUGCAGCGUCACUUCAUCAGGCCAACUAUGUCAAUGGUGGUGAAAGUUUUACAGGAUCUUCCGAACAUGGAAGCCUUGAGUGAUCUCAGUUACUUGACCAUGGUCCAAGAAGCUGCUCCAGCGGAGACAAAUUAUGACUUUUCAGUCCGCCCGACAGAGUCACUUUUGUCUGGACCACGUUAAUCUACAUCUAGUCCUAUCUCGAGUUUCUUAGCUGCACUUGUGGCAGCAUUAGAACUCUACACUAUCUUCUAUGGAUGUCAUCAGCUGACUACUUAUGUUUUUUCAGGUAAAUCCAAUAGCCAUAGCUCUUGCUUGUACCAGUUCGUCUUCCUGUUUAUGUAUUCUCAAUGCAAUAAAUUAAUGUACUGCCGAAAACUAGCAUCUGUUUAAUCUGUAUUCUAUGCUUCUAUCUGUUUAAUCUGCA